Molecule: messenger RNA, 736 nt
Organism: Aquila chrysaetos chrysaetos
Lineage: Eukaryota; Metazoa; Chordata; Aves; Accipitriformes; Accipitridae
Gene: HSBP1L1
Product: heat shock factor binding protein 1 like 1
Exons: 4
Coding region: 152-364 (70 amino acids)
Biological process (GO): cellular heat acclimation
Cellular component (GO): nucleus; cytosol
Molecular function (GO): transcription corepressor activity
Source: RefSeq, a predicted model, not a curated record
CAAUCUCACCCCCCCACACACACACACUCCACCACCAUCCUCCCUCUCCCGCUGCCGAGCCCGCCGCCGGGGCGGAGCAGGCGGCUCCGGGGGAGCGGGCGGGCCGCUCACCUGCCCGCCCAGCCCCGCCGCGGCCGGGGAGCCGGAGCCGAUGGCGGCCGCCGACCCGCCGGACGCCGGGGACCUCUCGCAGCUGGCGGAAAAUCUGCUGUAUCAGCUGCAGGAGAAUUUUCAAGCCCUGACUGAAAAGAUAACGCUGAGAAUGGAAGAAAUGGGCGAGCGCAUUGAUGACCUCGAGAAGCAUGUUGCUGACCUGAUGACAGAGGCUGGGAUAGAAAACACCGACGAAGAGUUGAGACACUGAAAUGAGGAUGUGAUCAAGAAAGAUAAAGGGAGAACAGCACUGCACUGAAUCUGGGAGUUUACAAUCAGCGUCACUAGUCACAAAAGCAUUAGUGAAAACAAACAUGUUUGCAUCAUGUCACGAUAGAAUCUAAAAUGUUAUUUAUUUUUUUUUAAUUAUUGCCCCAGGGAAAAAGGAGCAAGCUGGGUUUAUUCCUCUAAAUGGGACACUAUUUCCUGUAACUGGAAAAGAACUGUUAGUUUCAGGGAAGGAAAAACCCACUAUUUUGGAUAGAAAACUAUAUCCUAUAUAGUGAACUGAUGCAGUCACAAAGUUUUUCAAUGUAUGAAAAUGUAUUUCAUUUAUUUCAGUAAUAUUAAAUUUUUCAUCAUA